Messenger RNA from Eimeria tenella, 1035 nucleotides. RefSeq lists its product as uncharacterized. NCBI's taxonomy places the organism in Eukaryota, Apicomplexa, Conoidasida, Eucoccidiorida, Eimeriidae. The record is from RefSeq and is a predicted model, not a curated record. Bases 1 to 1035 code for a protein of 344 amino acids. The transcript is spliced from 4 exons.
AUGCUGCACGACCUCUUGAUGGCCCUCGCGGGCUUUCCUGGAGACGUCUUCGUGCGUUAUGAAGACCUGGGGCCCCCCGAGGCCCCUUCUGUGGGGAGGGGGGGCCCCGGGGGGGCCUCCAGGGGGCCCCCCGGGGGCCCCCUGCGACCUCUGGUGUCGGGAGGGGGAGGCUUUCGCCUAAAUCCGAAGUUAAAAGGGUUCAGUGAGGGGGAGAGAGAGGCCCUAGAAAGGGCAGUAGCCCCAGGGUACGACUUGCUGCUGAUUCGCGAGUUCAUUGCUGCAGCAGAAGCAGCAACGCAGUCGCUGCUGCAGCAGGGGGGGGCCCCAUGGGGGGCCCCCCCAGGGGCCCCUAAGGGGAACGCAGCCCGGCUUGCUGCUGGGGGCCCUUUCUCCGGGCCCUCCCGCGAAGCAGCAGCAGCAGCAGCGGCUUCCUCUUCCCCUCCCCCAGCAGCAGCAGCAGCAGCAGCAGCAGGGGGGCUCUACACUGCAGCACUUGCCCGGGCCUCGCGGGAACUUUGUGAAGUAUAUUUGUCAACUUUAGUUGCUGCUGAAGAUGAGCUGCUGCAGCAGCAGCAAACCCCUCUUGCUGCACUUUCGCUGGCCCUCAAAGACCAGCCCCACAAGAUGCGCGUUCUCAGGCAAAUCCUGUCCCAAGCGUGGGGAAUGGCUUUGUCUGCUGCUGCUGCGGGGGCCCCACUGCCUUGUGGGGUUUUAAUGGACUUCCUUUGGAGGGGCAGCAGCAGCGGAGACCCUUUGGCCCGCGGGGUCAUGGGGGCCCCUGCUGCAGCAGCAGCAGCAGCAGAGGCGCGCGCAGGCGCAGCAGCAGCAGCAGCAGCAGCAGCAGCAGGGGUGGUGCUGUUCGUGGGCAAAGCCAUCCGCGUGCUGCGCAGGGGCGGCAAAUGGGGGCAGCAGCAGCAGCAGCAAGUGGAGUGUCUAGCUAGCCAGAUGCGCAAGGCUUUUUCCCACCCGUCUUCUCCUGCAGCUGUCAUCUUGCCCUGCCUCAAGGCGCUGCGUGCCAUCGUACCUAAACCCUAA